CCGGCUCCAGCUCGCUCCCUGCCCACUCCCGGGGGGACGUUCUGUUCCGCGGCCGCUGCGGCCGCCGCUUCUUUCACACUUGAGUUGGGAGCCGCGCGCCGCGCUCAGUUACUGGCGAGCUGGCCGCGCGCCGCCGCCUCCCGCACGCACGCACGCACGCGGGCCGGGCUUCGGGGGCUUAGGCUCUUACUCCCGGCAGCUGGGAGGAGGGGGAGACCCCGUCUGACUGUGGGGAGGAGGAGGAAGAGGAGGAGGAGGAGGAGGAGGGAGGAAGAAAACAGGCGAGGAGCACCCGGGCGGGGGGCGGGAGGCUUGCCACCUUCAGCCCCCCCGCGAGCGCCCAAGGUGCACACAUCUUGACCGACUCAGCAAGCAGGUGGAUUUUCUUUGUGUCUAAAGAAAAAGAAAAUGUCCCUGUGUCUGUAGAGAUGAUUUGCAGUUCAGCCCGGCUGAAGCUGACCGAAUGAGACUAUGGGCUGUGCCUCCGCCAAGCAUGUUGCCACUGUUCAAAAUGAAGAGGAAGCCCAGAAAGGGAAGAACUACCAGAACGGAGAUGUGUUUGGUGAUGAGUAUAGGAUCAAACCGGUGGAAGAGGUCAAAUACAUGAAAAAUGGGGCAGAAGAGGAGCAGAAAAUAGCAGCCAGGAACCAAGAAAACUUGGAAAAAAGUGCCAGUUCAAAUGUCAGACUUAAAACCAAUAAAGAGAUUCCGGGAUUAGUUCAUCAACCCAGAGCAAACAUGCACAUCUCUGAAAGCCAACAAGAAUUCUUCAGAAUGCUGGAUGAAAAAAUCGAGAAGGGUCGAGAUUACUGUUCCGAAGAAGAGGAUAUCACAUAGCACCAAUUCUACCACUUAAACCGGGAGCUACUACUGUGUAAAUAGGUUACACCCCAGUUGAAAUCUUUGCAAAGGUCGGUUCUCUUCAGCGAACAGCACUAUAGCAAAAGAAGAUCGUUUCAUAUCGUAUGCCCCAUUAAAUUACAGUGUUUCUUAAUGAACUUGCAAAGGAAUAUUGCUAAAAAAAAAAACAAAAAACAAAAAACUGUUCUCGAACUUUCUUUGUUGCUGCUAGUUAAAACUUGUUGCAACUUUUCACUUCUCUCAAUGUCCAGGUCUGCAGCAAAACUCUGCAGUUUCACCUUAAAGAUACUGUUGGUUUUACAGAUGCUCUCCAGCCUAUUUUCUAUAAGAGGAGGUAGUGGGGAACUCAGAUAUCCAGCUUCUGUUCUAGACCAGUUCCACUCCCAACACAAGCGCCUCUUCCCCUCUCUCCUUCCUCCCUGCCUCCCCUGAGCAGCCCAAAGCCUUGCUUCUCCCUGGCAGUGUCGCGCUUUGGAGAUGGGAUGGUUGCUAUGGCAAAGCCUUGUUUCUCUGCUAAGAAGAAAUAGAGACGCUAUUAUCGAUUAAAAGCAUGUGGUGACAUGACUCCCGGAGGUGACACAGGAGCGAGCGGCAGGUUGUUUCAUGUCCUGGGUCUCCUACUCAAAGGUCACGCUUGCAACAUCAGUUUUGCUCAGAUGCAGAUGGAAGUGUGACCACAAUCAUUUCGAAUCCUUCUUGCCCACUUUUUUUUUCCUAAGGAAAUAAACAUUGUACUGUUUUUAUGCA
Messenger RNA from Phacochoerus africanus (Common warthog), 1608 nucleotides. It is a transcript of the gene C11H1orf21, whose product is annotated as chromosome 11 C1orf21 homolog. The coding region runs from base 472 to 837 and encodes 121 amino acids. The transcript is spliced from 6 exons. Lineage: Eukaryota; Metazoa; Chordata; Mammalia; Artiodactyla; Suidae. The record is from RefSeq and is a predicted model, not a curated record.